Messenger RNA from Ornithodoros turicata, 1201 nucleotides. RefSeq lists its product as uncharacterized. The record is from RefSeq and is a predicted model, not a curated record. Bases 123 to 1079 code for a protein of 318 amino acids. Lineage: Eukaryota; Metazoa; Arthropoda; Arachnida; Ixodida; Argasidae. The transcript has 7 exons.
GUUGUUAUUGUUUGAAAAUAAACCUGCGCAACCGAAUCUAGCGCCAGUCGAGACCUCGCGGGGAGAUCAAGUAGUCGAGGAAAUUUUCUUGGACACCGAAAAAGCGCAGUUCGACUGAGAACAUGGAGACAAACGAUUUGCCCACAAAACCCAUGCCAUUGGUACAACAACAGAUGAUGGCACUGACUCGAAGCCAAGUGGGCUAUCACUGCGUAUUGCAGAGAUCACUGCGCUUUGAUCCCAACUUCUAUUUACCAACCCGUUUGAGAGAGGGCUUGAGACUGACAUUUCUCUUCUAUUGCCACGGUCCCAGACCAAGGCUUCAUCUAUACAUGUACGAACCCGAUUCCUAUCACCGCUGGGCCGAAGCGGAAAUCGUUCAAAACUUGCCCCCCGACGAGAGGGACAACAUCCGAAUCUACACUAACAAACCCUGGCCUGCACCCUCUGAUCUGGUUGAAGGGGUUGGCGAGGUACGGCAAGGAACGUAUAUCGUCCUACAGUGGGACCAUACCUGGUCCCAAGCCUGGAAGUGGGAAAUUCAUAGCAGAGUCAACGACUAUAUUGACAAAAGCGCCAGCGGAGAGAAAGAGUACGACCGCCUCUGGACUGAUCCAUACUGCCAAGGAGAUAUGCUCUUGAUGGAAUACCAUAUGACGCAGACAUAUCAGCAAGAGACCACCAUGAUUUACGCACGCGAGAUGGUUUUGCCAGUUAAGUAUGGCUUUAUGAACCUUCAUCCGGGAUCUGUCGUCACAGUCACCGCGAAGGCUACAAACUUGGAGAAGUGUGGUCCACGAGUCGAAAUCUCAUUGCUACAGCGGGGAGGAGACAGAGCCACAAGUCGGCAGGAGAGGCGCAGAAUACACAGCCUGGGCGACGCCCAACCCGAGACUUACGUCACUAUUACCCUGAUGGCAUCAGUGUCCUACGUGAGGGUCUUUUCAAGCUUCUCGGACAAAGUAGUCUUCUUUAGCCCACAAGAAGACACGGCAGGAUACGCCUUCCACUUCUUCUGUAACAUCGACAUGAUCGAUGUCCUCAUGGAUGCUGGAGCCUGGUACUACAGCCGCUGGUAGUGAAGCAUGAGUGACCAACCAGCAAGCAAGCAACAGUUGUUAACGCUUCGUGAUUUACGAGCUUUGUCUUGGUGUGGUAGCCUCCCAAAAGAUUGAGGCUGAAUAAACAGAGUUGCAUGAAA